This is a messenger RNA of Moneuplotes crassus, 5565 nucleotides long. The record is from the annotation of a GenBank genome assembly. NCBI's taxonomy places the organism in Eukaryota, Ciliophora, Spirotrichea, Euplotida, Euplotidae.
UAACAAAAAAAUAAAUUAGAAUGAAAAACCUGUAACUAAGCAUUUAAGUGUCUUGAACUUAGUGAGCCUAAAUAAGUACCUUGACACACAUAAGUAGUCCUCUGGAUAUAUGGUGAACGCUCGAAAUUGUUUAAAGCAACGAAUUUAAAACUUUACUAAGUGCUUGAACACUAUAUUGAUGACAUAAAAUGAACUUGUCAAUUGAGGUGGCUCCUCAGUAUUUAUCAUUCCUGGAUUCGUGAAGCUGGUGAUUAGCUGAAGAAUUUGUAAACAAAAGCUCUAAAGAUUUCACCAUCAUUGGUUAGGCCAUUGUAUCGGUGUCUUUUAAUGUAUAUCCUAACUGAUAAAAUAUCUAAUUUUCUUGCAAAUAGAUGAUAAAGAGAAAGUAGGAGACUCAAUUCUUGCUAAAAAUUCAUUAAAAUCUUACUCUAUGCCACGAGUAUUCAAUGAUGAAUCGUUGAAAGAGUCUUCAGAGGUUUCAAAUAAAUCAGAAAUCAACCUAAAUAAAUCCUCAGCUCAAGGAAGAGAUAUUUCAUAUAAGCAGAGAAACAAUUCAAAUGAAUUCAAUGAUUUUUCUGGAAUUUAACACUGGAAUUCAUAAUUUAAAGGGGGCUCAUUCAGAAGCGUCAAAUUUAGAAAUCUCAAAACUGAAAGAUACAACGGACCAGAAGGUUAAUAAAAAUAUUAAAAUGAAGCCUGUUAUUUCAAGUCUUAAGCAAAUUGAUCCUAAAAGAGUCAUGAGUCAAGAGACGAGCCCUCAAAAGAAGAGGAAGAAUAAAGUGGUUCAGCUUAAAAACGCUUAUUGUUCAAGUUCACAAAGUAAUCUGAGAUUCUUGAAGACUCAUAUGAAGAAUCCCAAAGCAUAUGAGAAUCAAUCUCAAGCUAAUUUCCCAAAAACUGAGAGAGAAGCAGUUUUUAAGAGAACUAAUCUGGGAUUCAAUCAGAAAGAUAGAAAUAGAAGGCUGGCAAAGAGCGGGUCAUGGAGAGAAGAGAUCAGCAGUGCAUUUGCUUCACAGAGAGCACCAGUGAUUCCUGCAAUCUUUAGAAACAAAAGCAAUAGAUCACCUGAAAAUAAACCAAGGUUAGUAGAAGGGACUAAAACUCCAAGUUUAAAAUCUAAAAUACUAAGAAAGGAAACAAACAGCAAAGUUCCACAAACCAAAAAUAGCAAGACCUACACUGAUAGAUUUUCUUCAAUCAAAGAAGAAGUUCCAAAGAGAAAUAUGGGGAUUUCAAAUGAGAAUUUCACUCUCACAGAUCGUGAAAUUGAAAUAGCUCGCUUGAUUGGAGAUAACAAGAAGGACCUAAUCAAGAACACACUUGAAGAGCAGGAUAACAUAAAGCAGCUAGCUAAGAUAAUGAUCAACCUUAAGGAGAAAAGUGGUCAAGGAAAUAUUGCAGCAUCUCUGCCAGAAAGAUAUACAAUUGAAGAAAUGCUUAAUGUUAUUGAUACUAAUCUUGAUUCAAAUUUAAAAUCUAGGAGACUUCACCCAGAUAAAGAAAAGAGCAAAAAGGUUAUUAUUCCAUCUAGUUUUGCUCAGAAUCAAGAUAAAGAGAUGUUUCAAUUUUUGAUGAACAAUCAACCUCUGGAGGAAGAAAAAGUAAAAGUGGUUGUUAGUGACGACAAUACCAAGAUCAACCAGAUAGAAAAUAAAAUUUCUAAUAUUCAAAUGUUACAUGAUAUGAACACAUUCAGAUUUUUCAAAGAUUUUUCUUUCCCAAUAGAAAUUGAAAGCCUCAAAGCAUUCUGCAAGUUAAAUGAGAAGAGUUUACACACAAAAAUGAUUAAAAAUUUAAUGGUCUUUGAAAGACUGUUCAUAGAUUAUGAAGAAAAUACUGAAAAGAAGGGUGAGCCUGAUAUCCAAACAAUGAUCAAAUAUAUUCAAGAAGGAUCAUUAUCAAAAUCUAAUUUCUGUUCUCUUAAAUAAUAUCAAAAAUAUUGAAAAAGAAUACGCUUCUCACCCAGAAAUGACGGACGACUUAAGAAAGCACUUGCAACAAAAAUUUUCUACCAAAUUCUCGAUGAACGAGAGAAAACAAAUGCAGAUAAUGAAGUUAUGGAUGAAUUACAUGAAAGAACAAUUUGUAGAAAAAGAUAGUAAUAGCCUCCUUAAUAAACUCAGAAAUUCACAAGUCAUCAUGUGAUUCUCUAUCUGAUAUCUCUGCCAACAACUUGCUAUUGAGUGCAAAGAAAAGAGCGAUAUUUUAUCAACCAUUUUAGAGCUCUACUUUAACAUAUUUAAUAACUAUGAGACUGUUAUUGAGAGCCGACUUGAGGCAAGAAAGAAAAACAUUAUGAAGCAAGAAAUGGAGCGCCUUGAAAAACAAUAUAAGGAAUUAAAGGAUAACUUGUACAAAGAAUACUCCACUCCUUAUAGACCUUCAGUUGUAACCAACUCUAAAAAGAAGGAAGAAAUUCCUACAUCUCAUAUUAAAAAGCAAGAAAGAAGGAAGAUUCCUCAGAAAUCUCCGAAACCUACAGAAAAGAAGUCAAGUCCUAAAAGGAAAUAGUCAACUCUACACUACUCCCUUAAAGAAGGAAGAUAAUGUUGAAGAAGAGCAAAAAGAUAAAUCCUGUAACCCAAUCUUAGAUGAAACAAUUUCAAAUAUCAAAUUUCAGAAUGAAUCUUUUGAAGAACAAAAGGAAUUCUUGAUGACAGACUCUACUUCUGAAGCCAGUUAUUCGACAAUAUGAGUGGAUAUCCCUAGUAGAAGAUGUCAAUCCACCGGGUUCCCAACUUAUAAGAAGAUAUCAAUGGGAGAAAUUGAGAGUCAGUGCAAGACUGAAGUAACAGAAGUGGGUGAACCUAAGCCAUUCGCUGAUGCAAAGAUACAAACUGAUGAUGUGGAGAUGUAUAAAUUAUCGUCCAAUAAUCAUAUCUUCCACCUUGCUCAGAAUUCCUACUUGACUCCUGUUGAACAAAGGUUAAUAGAUAAGCUUAAUAUUGAGUCUAAGAAGGGGUCUAGACAGAACAAGAUUAUAUCUCUGUUAAUGAAGAAUAGUGACUAUAGCCUUCGUGUCCAGGAUUGACACCACUCAGAUAAGCUUAAUGCUUUACUAGACUCUGAAUAUAUGAUGCCAAUUUAUUAUAACAAUUUAUACGAGAAGAUUGAUAAAAUGCUAGCUGCAGGAGAAGAGUUCAGGUAUGGAUCUGAACCUACAGAGACUAUUAACUCUGAAGAAAAUGAAGAUUUCUCUGAAGUCGAUCUCGAUGAUUCAGAUGAAGUAUUUAAUUCCACUGAUCGUUAUAAGAAUAUACCAAAAUCCUUGCUGAAGACUAUAUCAAGUUUAAAGAAAUCAGGGUUGAAUUUGACCAGAAAGGAUUUGGUGCACAAGUUCAGUGAUAAAUUAAUGGAUGGAAAGAACCCUUCUAAUUACAAGAAGAAGAAAAGUAACUCAGAUCUUGAACAAGUAAAUCUUGAAGAAGAGAAAAGACUUUAUGAAGAAACCAAAGCUCUCCUUGAUGAAGAGAUAGACGGAUUUGAAGAUGCUGAAGAAUUAGAGGCUGAACUGCCAAGAAGAAUACAUGAAGCUAUGGCCAACCUUGAAAAGAGAAUGAAGUAUCUUAAGAAGGAUGAAUUUGGAGACCCCAUUAUUGAAGAUGGUUAUCUUGAAGAACCAAGAGGAAAGAACUUACAACUCUCUGCAUUGAGACUGUCAAACUUGCUUGGAAUGUUAUUCAAAUAAGAAUCCUCUUCCUGAAUUCCAAGAUGAAAUCAAUAAAUUGAUGCUGAAUUUUUCUUCCAGUGGAGAGCCAGAUCUUGAUGAAGUAAAGAACAAGAUUAUGACUGGAAAAGGACUGGGAGGAAUUCUUGGAAUGAUCCAGAAAAAUAUGCAAAAGACUAAAGCAGUCACAAAGAACAUGGGAGGGUUGAAUAAUUAUCCUCCAGGAUUUAGUCCAUCAAGAAGAAAAUCAUCUUUUGUUAAUUUUGAUAAAGGCAAAAAGGGAAGUGGAUUAGCAGAUAUCGCAAGGACUUUAAUGAAAAAUAAGAAUAGUCCUGGAAAUGGGAUCAAUUUUGCAACGAGUCCAGGCUCAGGAACUGGAUCAGAUUAUUAUUACUGAAAGAAUUGAGGCUCUAAAGUUCCAGCAAAGGAUGAUAAAGAGAUUCAAACUGAUAGUACAGAUAUCUCAGAAGGUAUAAAAAUAAAAGAACCUUCAAGAAGAAAAAGUAGAAGAGGCUCAGUACUUGAUCCUAACAAAAUCGUAAAGCAUCUCCCAACCCAGCAAAACUUUGGUGAUGGUCUAUUGAGUAGCUUAACAAAAAGAAUGGAAACUAAAUCAUUCAAGAAUAACAAUAACCAAAAGAUAAAAACAACAAAGAAACAAGGAUUUAACUUCAACCACCCCUCAGCAACUAUGAAUUUUACAAACUACGAAGGAUUUGCAACUCCAAAUUCUCGGGACCCGUUUAGCUUUAGACUGUUUAAUCUUAGCAAAUCUGGAUUUUCUGGUUCAGCAAAAGGAUUCAAGCUGCCCAAUUUCAUAUUCAUCUUUGUUCAAAAAUAUCGUCAAGGGCAUAAAUCUGUGAAAUCAGUGAACAAUCUAUCAAUGAAAAUGAUGAUUAAGCAAAUGUCUCAAUUUUAUUCAGAAAAAGUGAGUCAGGCCAAAGACUCUGUAAACAUCAGAAAUGCUACUAUCUUAGAAUUCGUAUACGAAUAUCUACAAAAUAGAUAUGGAAAGACACCCAUUUUGGAAAGAAAAGUUAAAGAGAUUCUCCUGACUACUCUCAAAAAUGAAGCAAAAUUUAAAAGUAUAAAGCUUUUUGCAAAGUUUAUGGGGAUUUCACUUACAUCAGCAUACACAAAUGAUGAUCUUUCAAUGUAUUAUAUUCUAAACAGACAGUUCUAUAUCAAUGAUGCCUAUGUAGAAGCUAAUUCUGUGAAGAGAGAGUUCAACUUCAACAAUGGGAAGAUGAAUGUUGGAAGAGUCCUUGAUCAGAUAAGGCUAUAUUUUUCAGUCAAAGUGUCUCCUAAAAAUAUGGCUAAACUAGUCUCUGAAAUUCAAUCGAAGCUGCCAGGUCAUGAGAAAGAAGGGAAUUCCAAAUCAAGAUUUGCUCAAGAUCCAUCCUCCAAAGAUCUUUAUGGGCAAGUAAUCGAUUGUGAAGAUGUGUAUUUUGCGUGCAUAAAAUCCUACCAGAACUACAAACAGAAUAUAGUUCAAUAUUUCCUAGAUAAAAAUCUUAUAACAGUCGAGAACGACGAGGAAGACUCAAUAGAUACAGGAUCAAUUAUUGAGGAAAAGGAGGAACUGAUGGAAGAAUCAUUUAACGAAGAAAACAAGAGUGAUUUCUUGAACCCAACACCAAGAGCCAAGAAAGUGAAGAAGCCUAUAAAUGUGAAGGAUAUAAUGCUGGACCAGGUGUAUUCAUUUGACGAGUUCAAGAACAUCUUCAACUCCAUUAAUAAGUCGGUCCAGUUCACCAGUGACUCUCUUGAAGUCAUAUUUGAUAAAUAUUCUCUAUUUAAGGGGGAAGAGAAGAAAAUCACUUUGGAAUCAAUUGCAGCAAUUGUGUUCAAAUUUGAAAUCUUGGCUAUAUAAAUGAUAAUUGUUGCUAUUUCAAUCU